CUGGUGUAGGGGGCAGGGACGGCUGCUCCAGUAAUCCCUGGGCCCGCCCCGGCCUCCAACAUGGCGGCUGAGGGUUGGGACUGCUUCCAGGGUCUGUGCUCCCACAAAGAUGGGCUUUGUGGGAGCCUCUGGGGGGCUGAUGGACACCUUCAGCACCAAGAGCCUGGCUCUGCAGGCCCAGAAAAAGCUCCUGAGCAAAGUGGCGACCAAGGCGACAGUGGCUGUGUUCAUCGACGACACGAGCAGCGAGGUGCUAGACGAGCUGUACCGUGCCACCAAGGAGUUCACUCGCAGCCGCAAGGAGGCUCAGAAGGUGCUCAAGAACCUGGUCAAGGUGGCCGUGAAGCUGAGCAUCCUGCUCCGCAGUGGCCAGCUGGGCGGGGAGGAGCUGGCGCUCCUCCAGCGCUUCCGCCAGAGGGCGCGCUGCCUGGCCAUGACGGCCAUCAGUUUCCACCAGGUGGACUUCACCUUUGACAGACGUGUGCUGGCCACCGCCCUGCUCGAGUGCCGGGACUUGCUGCACCAGGCCGUGGGCCCACACCUGACCGCUAAGUCCCACGGCCGCAUCAACCAUGUCUUCAGCCACUUUGCCAACUGCGACUUCCUGGCCGCGCUCUACGGCCCAGCUGAGCCCUACUGCUCCCACCUGCGCCGCAUCUGUGACGGGCUCAUCAGGAUGCUGGACGAGGACAACAUAUGACCGCUGUCCACAGUUUUCCUGCUGGGGGUGGGGAUUCGUGAGGUUUUUUUUGUUUUAAAUGACCUCUUUUUACCCCUGGUGUGAUUCUAGCCAAACUCCCUGGACAGAUGACCGGUCCUCUUUCUGAAGAUGCUUAACCGUUCACAGCAGCAGCUUUCAGGACCCUCGUCACCUGACCCUGCUGGGAGAGGGGCUCAGCGUGGCAGCCGGCACAGUCCCCAGGCUGGCAGCCUACCCCGCACCUCGAGCCUGCUCGGGUCCCCUGUCCUGAGCGGCAACAACUGGAUGGUGCCCCUCAGACCACUGGGUGCUCUCUGAAAGCCGAUACUGCUCACUUCAUGUUGUAGCCUGGGCUUUUUAAUUCCUUCAGAAAGGACUCAUCCUGCCCUGGCUGGUGUGGCUCAGUUGCGGGUUUGAUUCCUGGUGCAGGCACAUACCAAGGUUGCAGGUUCAAUUUUCCGUCUGGGUGUGUACAGUCCCAUCCAGAUGCUUAGGAGAGGCAAUCAAUCGAUGUUUCUCUCUCACAUCGAUAUCUCUGUCUCCCCCUUUCUAAAAGCAAUGGGAAAAGUGUGAGUCAUACUGAACUGGGAGAAAGGAAGUGUUAUGGGGUGAGCAGGACUGCCCCCUCAUUCCUUUGUUGAAGUCCUGACCCUCUGUGACCCAGAUCUGGCAGUAGGGUCGUGGCUGACGUGACUGGUGAGAUGUGAUCACAGUGGAACACAGCAGGCCCCUGCCCAGCGUGACUGGGGCCCUUGCAAAUGGGAGAAAUGUGGACACAGGAGGAAUGUCAUGGGAAGAAAGAGGCAGAAAUCAGAGGGAUGUGCUACAAACCAGGGGACCCCAAGGAUCACCAGCAUCCCCGGCAGCUGGGACGGAGGCCGGGAACAGCCCUCAGAAGGAACCGGCCUGGCCAGCACCGAGAGGGAGCAAGGCUCUUGCUUCAGCCGCCUGGCCCAGGGAGCCAUGGGCAGGGUUGCGCUGGGUGCCGGUGUACCGGUGAGGACACCUUGAUGUGCCUGCACCCCCAGCUCUGACUCCCGAGUGGGCAGGGACUGAGUGCACCCCAUAUACAGGAUGCGAAGGUAAAGCCAUCUGAGGUGCGGGCAGUGUUUCCAACGAUCACGUCAUGUUUGGAAAACAGAUACACUGACACACACACUUUUCAGACCUCAGAAGGCAGAGCUCACCAAAUCGUGGCUUUGGGGACACCCAAAAGAUACAGUGAUUUUCCACUCGGGCCGUGGAUGGACAUGUAGGGUGUGGCAGGGUAUUUGCAGGUUUUGUCAGAAGGGGAGAAUGGGUGCAGAACAGGGCUGCGGGGCCGUUCGGGUCAGCUUUGGGAAGGGUUCUCCUGGGCGCCCAAGCAGGAGGAGGAAUGGUGUCCAGUGACUGUUUUACAGAACUGGAUCUGGUCCGUUCAGGGAGAGGGUUGCAAACAGGAGGCCUUAUUAGGCUAGAACUUGGGUUUGCUUGCCCCAUUCAAGGUUUGAGCCAAAUGGAAUCAGCUGACAACACUUAAAAGUGGAGAACUGCACAUACCAAUCUGGAUUUGGAAUUUCUCUCAACAACUCGGCUAAGCCUGCAUCGCCUGCUGGUGAAGCUGUAUAGAGGUUGCCCCUCUGCUUUGUCACAGUCCCCACCACUCCCUUUUGCCUCACCCUGGCCUGUUGCACUAGUUAAGAUUAUGACCUCAGAUUCAAGUUAGCCUUUCUGUGAGUUGGUUUCUGCUUCCCUGAAGAAGCCAAAGCCUUUUCGCCCGAGAGCCAGCAGUUCCUGCCUCCCACUCCACCAUUCUAAGGCCAGCCUUUCCCUCUUAUCUGUCCAGUCCGGAGGUAGCUCUUCAUAUUCAAGAGGGAAGGUGCAUUUUGAGUAUCCUGAGAAGCCCUAGAUGAUUUUUUUCCCCAGAUUUUAUUUAUUUACUUUUAAAGAGAGGGGAAGGGAGGGAGAAAGGGAGAGAAACAUCGAUUGGUUGCCUCUCACACACCGUCAACUGGGGACCUGCCCCACAACACAGGCCUGUGCCCUGACUGGGAUUCAGACCAGUGACCUUUAGGUUUCCAAGACACUGUCCAACCCACUGAGCCAAACCAGUCAGGGCCCAGAUGAAAUUCUUUGCCCUCGGUUCCGCUGACUGAGUUUAUCAACAUGCAUAAUAAUGCUUGUACUUGUUCCUUGCUGGGUUGUUCAUCUUGACUCUUCAUAAAUUUGGGAUUUAAUUUUGGAAAACCAAACAGCACUGCAGAAAAAUUUAAAUAAAAGCACAUGUCUUCCAUUGGCCGUA
Molecule: messenger RNA, 2981 nt
Organism: Phyllostomus hastatus (greater spear-nosed bat)
Lineage: Eukaryota; Metazoa; Chordata; Mammalia; Chiroptera; Phyllostomidae
Gene: TNFAIP8L1
Product: TNF alpha induced protein 8 like 1
Exons: 2
Coding region: 110-700 (196 amino acids)
Biological process (GO): regulation of apoptotic process; negative regulation of TOR signaling
Cellular component (GO): cytoplasm
Source: RefSeq, a predicted model, not a curated record